AUGCAGAUGUUCAGUGAGCACAUCCUGAAAGAGCAAGGCUGGCCUGUGACGGAAGAUGCUUCCCUGAACUUUUCCCGUGUGCUGGAAGUUCUGAACAAGAGAACGGGCUCCAUCUACGAGCAAGGGAGAUGGUGCUCGUGGGGUUUCUGCAGUCAGGGAUUCCGGGGCUACUACUCUGCUCAGCUGCUUGUCAUCAUGUGGGCAUGCAUUGAAGAAGGGAAGAACCCUUACGCAAUGGCUGCAGCCGAGAGCACCAAGACGGCAUUGCUGGACGAAUCCGCCGCUGCCCUCUUCAAGAGUUUGUCCUCCCUGUCGAUGGAAGCAUUGCAGAGACAGACCCUGUUCGUCUGUGGGCCGAAGUUCGACCUGAAGUACGAGAGGGUAAUGAGGGCCACUUUCGGGGCAGUUGCUUUGGAGAACCUCGGCAUCUCUUCGGACAUUGCCCCUGCCCAGACCAGCGAAGGCCAGACAGUGCUGCAAGUCACAAAGAGACGAUCGAACGAGCUGGAGGACCUCGUGUUUGACCAUGUUCAUGCAGGGCUGGCUGCUUUGACCGAGCUUCGGCAGUACAAAGUGUAUCUGCAAAGCUCGCCCCACCAAGCAGCUGCAUUGCUGGCAGAGUGUGAUGGAGGCUCUGCAGAGCAGGAUACCAAGAACAGUAUCUUGCAGGCCAUGAAGCUAGAAUGGGGCAUGGUGACAGAGGCUGAGAACAGCAUGAAGUUUCAUCGCCUCAUGCAGUCUUCCUGCCCGCACACAAAGUUCGUGUACUACAGGGAGGUCAUGAGUUGCUUUGAGAAGGAGGGCUGGGUACUCAACACCAGCACAGAAGCCUUUCUACGGGGCUGGUUCCCGGGCCUCAGCAGUUCCUGCAACGUUGAGCAGUGCUUCAACCACAUGGAGGACAGCAUCAAGCGGGCCAGCAAGGCCAACACCGCAAGCCUGGCAAAUGUGCAGUGCCUGGGCAUUCGUGCCGUUGCAAACAAGAUCUGCAAAGGUGAGAAGGCUGCACAGGCAGUCAACCUGUCUCCGGAAGACUUCGAAGGGAACGAAGUCCGAGCCAUCAAACCCAAGGUCUGGAGAGCAGACACCUACAUCAACAGCACUUCGGCUUAUUCAAAGUUGCAAUUGCAGAGAAAUGCUGUGGAGAACUGA
Molecule: messenger RNA, 1152 nt
Organism: Symbiodinium sp. CCMP2592
Lineage: Eukaryota; Dinophyceae; Suessiales; Symbiodiniaceae
Source: the annotation of a GenBank genome assembly